This is a messenger RNA of Magnolia sinica, 1627 nucleotides long. Its product is annotated as receptor-like protein 44. Lineage: Eukaryota; Viridiplantae; Streptophyta; Magnoliopsida; Magnoliales; Magnoliaceae. The transcript has a single exon. The coding region runs from base 660 to 1490 and encodes 276 amino acids. Gene Ontology annotation, molecular function: protein binding. The record is from RefSeq and is a predicted model, not a curated record.
ACCCUCCCAUCAACGUCCGAAAAGGACCAAACCCACCUAAAUUACCAAAAUACCACUGCCCCUCAAAAUCUCCAUUUUCUCUCCCUCCACCUAUAAAAGCACUCCCAAACGCCUCCGCUCCCCUCUUCUCAUUUCUCCCCCAACCCCUCCUCUCAACCCCCCAACCCAAAUAUCCCCAAAUCCCCAAAAUACCCCUACCUCUUUCCACUCCCAAAUCUCUUCCACCCAAAAACAAAACGACCCAAAACCCCUCAUUUCUCUAUCUCAACAGUCCCAAACCAAACCCAAAAUCCCCAAAACACCCCUAUAAGUACUCAACUCUUCCCUUCCACUCCAAAUCACUCCUCUCAAAACAAAGAGAAGAAGAAGAACCUCAUUCCCCAUCUUCCCAAAAUGAUCAAAAUACCCCUGUAAGUGCACUUCUUCCUCCUUCAACCCCCCACAAAAUCCCCAAAACACCCAUAUAAAUUCUCCCACUCCUCCCUUCCACUCCAAAUCACUCCUCUCAAAACAAAGAGAAGAAGAAGAAGAACCUCAUUCCCCAUCUUCCCGAAAUGACCAAAAUACCCCUGUAAGUGACCUUCUUCCUCCUUGAACCCCCACAAAAUCCCCAAAAUACCCUUCCCACCAUCACAUCACAAACACCCAAGAAUCCCCAAAUGCCAACAGCAAAACCCAUCAAUCCAAUUCUCCUUCUCCUCCUCUUCAUCAUCCUCCAAUCGCAACCGUCGAUCGAAGACCCUGACGAUGAAUCGUGCCUGUCCCAUCUCCGUUCCUCCAUCUCCGACCCCACGAACUCGCUCCGCAACUGGACCCCAUCGACCUUCUCAUCUCCCUGCAACGGCUUCACCUCCUACCUUUCCGGCGCGACGUGCAACAACGGUCGAAUCUACAAGCUCUCCUUGCCAAACCUCUCUCUCACCGGCCACAUCUCGCCGUUCCUCUCCAACUGCACCUCUCUCCAAUCCCUCGACCUCUCGUCGAAUUCCCUAUCGGGUCCAAUCCCACCCGAUCUCCAAUCGCUCGUCAAUCUCGCCGUUCUCAAUCUCUCAUCCAACGCCCUCUCCGGCCCCAUCCCGCCGCAGCUGGCGCUCUGCGCAUACCUCAACGUCAUUGACCUCCACUCCAAUUCCCUCACCGGCCCAAUCCCGCCGCAGCUCGGACUCCUCGCUCGUCUCACAGCCUUCGACGUCUCCCGCAACAAGCUCUCAGGCCCGAUCCCGCCGCUUCUCGCCAAUCGCUCCGGCACCAAUCUGCCCAGAUUCAAUGCCAGCUCGUUUGAAGGGAACAAGGACGUUUACGGAUACCCGCUUCCGCCGCUGCGGAACCGGAAUCUAUCGGUGAUGGCGAUCGUUGGGAUUGGGCUCGGGAGCGGGUUCUUGAGCUUGGUUCUCAGCUUCACGGCAGUGUGCAUUUGGUUGAGGGUGACAGAGGAGCGGAUGGCUGCUGCUGAGGAAGGAAAGAUCUCGCAGCUGAUGCCGGAUUACUGAUUUUCUGUUACGGUUUUCAAGAUGGAGAUUGGAGGUGAGGUUGGGGUGAUUGAUAGAUCUCCUUUCUUUUUAAUUUUCUUCUUUUUUCUUGUGUUCUUAAAUCUUCUUGAUUUUGAUUUUGAUGGGGUUGUUUGAUC